Messenger RNA from Daktulosphaira vitifoliae (grape phylloxera), 820 nucleotides. RefSeq lists its product as uncharacterized. NCBI's taxonomy places the organism in Eukaryota, Metazoa, Arthropoda, Insecta, Hemiptera, Phylloxeridae. The record is from RefSeq and is a predicted model, not a curated record. The coding region runs from base 95 to 643 and encodes 182 amino acids. The transcript has 4 exons.
AAUUGAUAUUACAGAUAAAAAAAAUCAAUAUCAGUUUUAACUCACAAACGAUACAGAAAAAAUCUUAUUUUUCAAUUUAAUUUUCUUUGGUAAAAUGUAUAUAAAUAUUUUUAUAGGAAUGAGUAUGUUUUGUAAUUUUGUACCUGACUUUGUCAUAUCAAAAGGAAACGAUCCUGUUCCCCAACAACUUAAAUGGGAUGAGAAAUAUCCAUGGUUGGCAGUAGUAACAACUGCAGAACGUGAAAAAAUUUAUAACAUAUUUCAAAUUUUUCAAAAUGGGGAAAAUGAUAAUAGCUUUGUUGAAAGAAAAAAUGAGGAUAUGUGGCAAAAUGUAGGUGCUGAACCAAGUCAGGAAGAUUAUGAACGUAUUUUAAAAACACUUAAAAACGAUGAUGAAAUAUUAAAUUUUGUUCAAUUUUUUAAAAUAGCGUUAUACGUAACAGCAAAAAAAAACAUUAUAAACCACCUAGAAGUGAGUUUUAAUAAAUUACAAAAUGGUGACACAAUAUCAGUAAGUGAAUUUCGAGAUAUCUUAACAAAAUGGAAUAUAGAUGCGAUUUCUAAGAAUGCAAAUAAUAUAACUAGUAUAUUAGACAAUACCAAACGAUUGAAUUUAAAUGAUAUCAUCAAAAUUUUGAUAUAAGAAUGUAUUUAUUAUGAUAAAUGAAUGUAGAAUGUUUUGAAUAAUAAUUAAAUAAAUGAAAAAAAUUUGAUUUCUUUAAUAAAAUAUUAAUAAAAUUAAUAACAUGUCUAUGUUAAAGUUUUGUCAUUAAGAAUAAAAAUAAAUUUUGUUAUUAUAAUAAAGACAUACAACUCAUUA